GCCAUAUUAACAGCGAACCGUGACUUUAGACAUCAAAUGUCUUCUGUCCCUCGGAUAUCAGUCCCACGAUAUUAUGCUCCGUUGUACUAUAUUCUUGUGUCUAUGAUAAGUACACAAUUUAUACGUGCCCUGUAUUUACGUAUCAUUCUGUGCGUUCCAUGUAUCCGCCAUAUACUGUUCUAACGUUUCCAAAAAUGGAUAUCUUCAUCUAAUUUAACUAGGAAAUCGCGUGUGAGUUAAUUACGUGUUGGCGCAAUUUGCGUGACGCGUCGAUGAAAACAUGUUUCUGGUUCGGAGGUUACACGUAUCGCGAUGAUUUAAUUGUGAAAAUGACAUAAAUCAUAUUGCGCGUGUUUUCUAUAUAAAGGUGGGAGAGAGGGAAAAGACAGAGAAAGAGAGGGUGAAGGAGAGAGAAAGAGAGAGAGAGAAAGGAAGAGAGAGAUGUGUCGGUGGAUAAAUUACUACAAUUUGCUUAAUAGCUAAUAGACUCAAAAUUACUGGUAUGCUUUUACGAUUCGCUCAUGAUGUCCGUAUACGCGACGAUACUGCCUUUCAUCUUCUUGGGAUUAUUAGAAAUUACAUUUGGGAAAGAUAUUAAAGGCUCAGCCUUUUGCGAAUUUUACAAUGAAACCAUGUGUGCUGAGUCUCAACAAGGAUGUUCAGGAAAAGAGGAAUGUGUUCUACAUGAUCCAGACAAGCGGAAUCAUUGUUAUGUACUAUGGCAAAUUGACAAUGUCACCAAAAAAUCGAUAAUUAAGUUGAAAGGUUGCUUUUUAGAUAGCAAUGAUUGUUACGAUAAGCCAAAGUGUAUCGAGAAUACGGAAAGAAGGAAGGAUUUAUUUUUUUGUUGCUGCGAUGGUAAUAUGUGUAAUGAAGAUUUUUCUUUCGAACCACUUCCGACUUUACCCUCCAAGCCUACACAGCCAUCUGUUAUUCAUGAGUCUGAACCAGUCCCUGAUGAAAAACAGCCAAUAACAAUAUUAAUAUCAAUAUUAAUUACAACACUUUUCAUAUCAAUUAUUGUGUUGUUUUCUUUAUGGUACUAUCGUCGUCAGAAAUCGGGUGAUUUUAACGAGUUACCAACAGGGGAACCUCCGUUGCCAGAAUCGUCACCUAAUCUGGGUUUACGACCGAUACAACUUCUUGAGAUUAAAGCUCGGGGCCGCUUCGGAGCAGUUUGGAAAGCUCAAUUGAAGCAUGAGAUUGUGGCAGUUAAAGUUUUUCCCAUUCAGGACAAGCAGUCUUGGCAGACUGAACAAGAAAUUUUUAAGCUUGCACAUAUGGAUCAUGAAGAUAUAUUACGUUUUAUAGGAGUUGAGAAGCGUGGUGAUAAUUUACAAGCUGAAUUUUGGUUAAUUACAGCAUUUCAUGAAAAAGGUUCAUUGUGCGAUUACCUGAAAGCAAACGUUGUGACAUGGCCUGAGAUGUGUAGAAUCGCAGAAUCUAUGGCAAGAGGUUUAAUGCAUCUACACGAAGAAAUCCCCGCUAAUAAAGCAGACGGUUAUAAACCUGCUGUAGCUCAUAGGGAUUUUAAGUCAAAAAACGUCUUGCUAAAAGCUGACAUGAGUGCCUGUAUAGCAGAUUUUGGUUUGGCACUUAUCUUUCACCCAGGAAAGCCUUGUGGCGACACACAUGGACAAGUUGGGACACGAAGAUAUAUGGCACCAGAGGUGUUAGAAGGGGCAAUAAAUUUUACUAGAGACUCAUUUUUACGGAUUGACAUGUAUGCAUGUGGGUUAGUGCUGUGGGAAUUAGCUUCGAGAUGUACUGUACAAGAUGGACCAAUAGGAGAAUAUCGUCUACCAUUUGAAGAUGAAGUUGGACUUCAUCCCACUCUAGAAGACAUGCAAGAAAGUGUUGUUCAUAAAAAGGAAAGGCCUCUCAUUUUAGAAACUUGGCGUAAACAUUCAGGACUUUUAUCAAUUUGUGAUACAAUGGAAGAAUGUUGGGAUCACGAUGCCGAAGCACGUCUUUCUGCCUCGUGCGUAAUGGAACGAGUUGCUACUCUCAGUAGAGCUCUUAUAUUAAAUUCAUCUACUUUGAUUCGAGUUGAUCAUACCAACGAGAUUAUUACUACCAAGGAAUCUAGUAUGUAGUUAGUGUCUCUAUACAUUAUUAUAGUUUUAGUUAUAUUGCACAACCAUUUUGUAUCAUAAUUUUGUUAUACGUAACAAUGAGGAAUGUUGAAACAACAGUAAAAAAAAAAAAAACCAGCA
This is a messenger RNA of Harpegnathos saltator (Jerdon's jumping ant), 2216 nucleotides long. It is a transcript of the gene put, whose product is annotated as activin A receptor type 2 punt. The coding region runs from base 522 to 2096 and encodes 524 amino acids. Gene Ontology annotation, biological process: cellular response to growth factor stimulus; activin receptor signaling pathway; protein phosphorylation. Gene Ontology annotation, cellular component: activin receptor complex; plasma membrane. Lineage: Eukaryota; Metazoa; Arthropoda; Insecta; Hymenoptera; Formicidae. The transcript is spliced from 9 exons. The record is from RefSeq and is a predicted model, not a curated record. Gene Ontology annotation, molecular function: activin binding; ATP binding; metal ion binding.